AUGGCUUUCUCUCAAAAAUGGGUUUCUUUGAUUAUCCUUUUCUUUUGCAUUUCCCUUCAUUUGUGUGUACUCACUCUUGGUGAUGAUAAGGUUGACAAAACUAGGUGGCGUGGUGAUGAUGAUUGUAGAUGGGGUCGAAGACGUUGUGGUGGUCGGUUUGGUGGUCGCGGACCUCGUUAUGGUGGUGGCAUUGGUGGUGGAGCUGGUGGAGGAGGAGGUAUCGGUGGUGGAGCAGGUGGAGGAGGAGGCAUUGGCGGUGGUGCUGGAGGAGGUUUGGGUGGAGGUGGUGGUGCUGGAGGAGGUUUAGGUGGAGGUGCUGGAGCGGGUGGAGGAGGUGGCUCAGGUAAAGGCGGAGGAUUUGGAGCUGGCGGUGGUGUUGGUAGUGGUGCUGGAGGAGGUGUAGGUGGAGGUGGAGGCUUUGGUAGUGGUGGAGGAGGAGGCGUUGGAGGUGGUUCGGGUAAAGGUGGAGGCUUUGGAGCUGGAGGCGGUGUUGGUGGCGGGGCUGGAGGUGGUAUUGGUGGUGGAGCAGGAGGAGGAGGAGGAGGUGGAGUUGGUGGUGGUUCUGGCCACGGUGGUGGCUUUGGUGUUGGAGGAGGUGUGGGUGGUGGUGGUGCAGGAGGAGGAGGAGGUGGUGGUGGGGGUGGAGGUGGAGGAGGUGGGGGUGGAUUAGGUGGAGGAUCUGGACAUGGGGGUGGCUUUGGUGCUGGUGGGGGUGUAGGAGGUGGAGCUGGUGGAGGCAUAGGUGGCGGCGGAGGAGCUGGAGGCGGGGGUGGAGGAGGAAUAGGUGGGGGUUCAGGUCAUGGUGGUGGGUUUGGAGCUGGUGGAGGUGUAGGAGGAGGUGCUGGAGGAGGAGCAGGAGGUGGUAUUGGUGGAGGGCAUGGAGUUGGUGGUGGAGGUGGAAUUGGGAUUGGAAUUGGGAUAGGCAUUGGAGUUGGAGCAGGAGCUGGCCAUGGAGUAGGCAGCGGCUCUGGUAGCGGCAGUGGUGGUGGCGGCAGAUAA
Pistacia vera is the source of this 999-nucleotide messenger RNA. Its product is annotated as glycine-rich cell wall structural protein 1-like. The record is from RefSeq and is a predicted model, not a curated record. The coding region runs from base 1 to 999 and encodes 332 amino acids. NCBI's taxonomy places the organism in Eukaryota, Viridiplantae, Streptophyta, Magnoliopsida, Sapindales, Anacardiaceae. The transcript has a single exon.